Lampris incognitus (smalleye Pacific opah) is the source of this 3747-nucleotide messenger RNA. RefSeq names its product NACHT, LRR and PYD domains-containing protein 12-like. The record is from RefSeq and is a predicted model, not a curated record. Gene Ontology annotation, molecular function: protein binding. The transcript is spliced from 10 exons. Lineage: Eukaryota; Metazoa; Chordata; Actinopteri; Lampriformes; Lampridae. Bases 1 to 3663 code for a protein of 1220 amino acids.
AUGGCGCGCGUCCCACAGCUUCUCUUGGACACGCUGGAUGACAUGGUCGAUAAGGAGCUGAGGACCUUCCGGUGGUUUCUCUACAGCGAUGUUCUCCAGGGGUUUGCUCGUAUUCCAAAAAGUCGUCUUCAGGAAGCGGACAGGCCCGAAGUUGUCACCCUGCUGGUGCAAACGUACGGCUAUGACGAUGCUGUCGCUGUCACGGUGGAUAUACUGCGAAGGAUGAGGCUCAACCUGCAGGCAGAGACACUGAAGGAGACGUGUAAUGAAGGGGUGGAUCACUUUGUAAUCCAAGAAAAAGUGAAAUCAACCCUGAAAGAAAAAUGCCAAAACAUUUACGAGGGGAACACCGAUGAAGGAGACACCGUCUACCUGAACAAGGUCUAUACAGAGCUGCAUCUGAUAGAGGGCGCCUGGGGAGGAGUCAGCGAGGAGCACGAGGUCAGACAGCUGAGGUCAAAUCAAACAGCAGUUGACGAAUUAUCUGUCAAACUCUGUGAUAUUUUCAAAAACCGGCCCGGUCAGGAGAAGAGGAUCAGAACCGUGCUCACACAGGGCAUAGCCGGAGUUGGGAAAACCGUCUGCGUGCAGAAGUUUACCCUAAGCUGGGCGGAAGGAGAAGAAAACCAAGAUAUCAGCUUGCUCUUCCCAUUGCCGUUCCGUGAGCUGAAUCCCAACAUCAGCAGGGGGAAAUGCAGCUUGAUGGGGCUUCUGCAUCAGUUCUUCCCCGAAACUAAACAACUGGAGACACUGGAGGCUGAAUGCAAAGUCUUGAUCAUCUUUGACGGCCUGGACGAGAGUCUGCUCCCUCUGGACUUUAAAAACAACCAGGUCCUGAGGGACCAGACCGAGCCAGCCUCACUGGACGUACUGGUAACCAACCUCAUCACAGGAGACCUUUUGGGCAACGCCCUGGUCUGGGUCACCUCGCGGCCAGCCGCGGCCAAUCGCAUCCCUCGGAAGUACAUCCACCAAUGGACGGAGGUUCGGGGAUUCACCAAUGAGCAGAAGGAGCAAUACUUUACGAGGCGUUUGGGGGACGACCAGGCUGUCAGGAUCAUCAACCACAUGAGGUCAUCGAGGAGCCUCUACAUCAUGUGCCACAUCCCUGUGUUCUGCUGGAUCACUGUCACUGUGCUGAAGAGGAUGCUGCAUGGUAAAGUGGGCGGAGUCAUGCCCAGCACCCUGACUGAGAUGUAUGCCUAUCUGCUCCUCUGCCAGAUAGGCCGGAUGAGGGAAGGUGACUACCCUGUGCGGAGCGACAAUAUCAUUCUGAAGCUUGCCGAGUUGGCUUUCCGCCAGCUGGAGAAGGGCAAACUGAUCUUCUAUGAAGCCGACCUGAAGGAGUGCGGCAUGGAUCUGAAGGAGGCCACCGUCUAUUCUGGCAUGUGCACGGAGAUUUUUGUGAUGGAGGGUAGGAGAAGGCGAGAGGUCUUCAGCUUUGUGCAUCUGACCAUUCAGGAAUUCCUGGCGGCGGUCUACGCUCAUCAUGCAUACUUACACAGGAAGGAAAACGUUCUCCUCAGUUACAUGAAAAGAAUAUCCGCAAGAUGGCUUCCCAAGUCCGUCUUCGGCUUCCACAAGACUGCAAUUGAGAAAGCUUUGGAAAGCAAGAACGGCCACUGGGACCUCUUCCUGCGCUUCCUCCUGGGCCUGUCGUUGAGGUCAAACCAAGAGCUCCUCAGUGGAGUCUUAAAUGUGAACAUUGGCGGAGAGGAGGAAAUGGAGAGAACUAUCAACUUCAUCAAGGAGAGGAUCAAAGAGGAGCCUGAGACCAAAAUCAACCUUUUCCACUGUCUGAGCGAACUGAAGGACGAGUCUUUCGUGCAAGAGAUCCAGAGUUUUUUGAGCUCUGGGAGACUUUCCUCAAAGCAGCUGUCGCCGGUCCAGUGGUCGGCGUUGACCUUUGAACUGAUGACUUCCGAGGCCACACAGGGAGAGUUCGACCUUAAAAAGUUCAUAAAAUCAGAAGAGGGCGUAAGGAAGCUCCUGACAGUUAUUACUUCCUCCACACGUGCUCUGUUAAAUCGAUGCAACCUCACAGAAAAGUGCUGCCAAGAGCUGGCCUCGGCUCUCAGCUCAACUUCCUCUCACCUGAAAGAGCUCGACCUGAGUGACAACAGCCUGAAGGACUCAGGAGUGAAGCUGCUCUCCGAUGGACUAGUGAGUCCACAAUGUAUACUGGAGCUCCUCAGAUUACGUAAUUGUAAGCUCCAAGGGGAGUGCUGUGAAAUUCUGGCCCUGGCCCUGAGCACGGACUCCACCCGACUCAGAGAGCUGGACAUGAGCACCAACGACUUGCAGGGGGAAGCAGUGAAGCGUCUAUCUGCAGGACUCUGCAGCCAUCACUGCAAACUGGAAGCACUGAGGUUAAAUCGGUGCAAGCUGAGGGAGAAAUGCUGCCAGGAUUUGGCUUCUGUUUUCACCUCGGGCGUCUCGCAGCUGAGGGAACUGGAGCUGAGCAACAACAACCUGCAGGACUCGGGGCUCAAGAUGCUUUUGGCUGGACUGAGGAGUCCACAAUGUAGACUGGAAACUCUGCGGCUCAGUAGGUGUGGCCUCACGGAGAAAUGCUGUGGUGAGGUGGCCUUGGCUCUCACCUUGGCCACCUCACAACUUAAAGAACUGGACCUAAGCGGCAAUGUCCUGCAGGACCCAGGUGUGGACCUGCUCUCCGAGGGCUUGAGAAGUGCAAACUGCAGCCUGGUAACACUGAGGUUGAACGACUGCAAGCUGCAGCAGUGCUGUGGGCAGAUAGCCGCAGUUCUCAGCUCCGGCCCUUCUCGCCUGAAAGAGCUCGACCUGAGCGACAACGAGCUGCAGGACACAGGGGUGAAGCUGCUGUCUGUGGGACUUGGAAGUAUCCACUGUCAACUGGACACACUAAGGUUGUUGUUCUGUGACGUCUCCGAGGAUGGCUGUGUUCACCUGGCGUCAGCGCUGAGAUCCAACCCGUCUUCCCUGAGACGACUGGACCUGGACUACAACUACCUGAAGGACUCAGGAGUCCAGCUGCUGUCCGCUCAGCGUGACGACCCGCUCUGUAAACUGGAGGCACUCAGUGUGGACCAUAAUGCAGAGUGCUACAUGAAAUCAAGGCUUAAAAACUACACCUGCGAGCUUACGCUGGACCCCAACACAGCCGCCGUGUCUCUUUUCCUGUAUGAGGGGGGAAAGAGGGCGACGUGGGUGAGGGAGAGGCAGCAGUACCCGGGCCACCCCGACCGCUUUGAGAGCGUGUCGCAGGUCCUGUGUCAGCAGGGCCUCACCCAGCGGCACUACUGGGAGGUUGAGUGGAAAGGACGCUGGGUGGAUGUUGCGGUGGCAACGAGAGGCAUCCGCCGGCGGGCAAGUUCCCACCUCUCUGGGUUCGGCUACACGGAGCAGUCCUGGAGUCUGUACUGUUCCGAGGAUCAUUUCAGCGCCCAGCACAACGGCCAGAACGUCGAGAUUCCAGCUGCACCCUCCUCCGUCGGCUCCCACAGGGUGGGUGUGUACCUGGACUGGCCGGCCGGCACCCUGUCCUUCUACUGUGUGUCGGCCAGCAGGCUGACCCACCUGCACACAUUCCACACCACCUUUACUGGGCCCCUCUAUCCAGGGUUCGGGAUGGAGGAGGACGACUGCAGUGUGUUCAUUUGCCCACCGGAGGGCACACAGUAGUGUUGGCGUUUCAUUCUGUUUCGUUUCCCGUUCUGCAUCGUAUACAGCCAAUGAGAAUUGUUCAUUUUCUUCAUUUCGGGGUUG